AUGGACCACGGCGCGAAGGAGAACCUGCGGCGCUACGGCUCCCCGCGCCCGCCAGACUACCCGCUGCGCAACGUCACGGCGCCCGUCGCCCUCUACGGCGUAAUUAAACUCUCAAAAGUUCUCCCCAACGUCGUGUCUCUGCACAUCAUCAAAGAGAAAUUCUUCAACCACAUGGACUUCUUCUACAGUACUAACAUGGAGAAAUUGCUCAUGAAUCACGUUCUGGACAUCAUGCAACGAUUUUAAAAAGCUGGAAACCACCGAAAACAGCUGAACUCUCAAUCUACGCGACAGCAUUAUUCCAAAAUAUAUUACCUACACAUUAUCCAAAGAGCUCAAUAGAGUACAGAGGUUUCCGUACGGAAAUAUGAAAAUUGCAGCUACACACGAGAUUAGGUAUUACCGAUCCUGCUCAUUAACCUACUGAUUGAUGGUUUCCAUAUUGUCAAACUGCUGGGAACGGUUAGCUGUAGGUAAACGUUUCCAGCAGUUUGACAAUAUUAUGAUGUAGCAAAAGGCAAGAAAUCCCCUUAACUUCAUCGAUUUCCAAAUUUUUUUGCUUCAUUUUAUUUUACAGAGACGUACAGAAACAACAAACUAGUCAAUCUCAUAAGUAGGGCUGUAAUUUAUAUGCAUUUGCAUUUUUUCUGUUAACUAAAACAUUCCGUUUCAAGAAAUUGUGUUAGUUUUGAGCCAUUUAGAAUCAAUUUAAACU
Messenger RNA from Gryllus bimaculatus (two-spotted cricket), 715 nucleotides. The record is from the annotation of a GenBank genome assembly. Lineage: Eukaryota; Metazoa; Arthropoda; Insecta; Orthoptera; Gryllidae.